AACCAUAGCUGAACGAUGAUAGUAGUGGUCACCUACUGAAUCACCAUAACUUGUUUAAAUCAAUAAAACAUUACGCGAAUAUUUUCAUUCAAAAAACAUUAUACGAAUACUUAAAUUAAAAUACUAGUUUAUACAGUUACUUCCUGGACACUCAUAAUGAUUUACACACUGCCCAAAUUAUUUGAUUGAGUUAUUAAACUACAAAACAUAUUAAAAACUGAAGGUACAAGUCAACGACCAUCAAUAGUUUUUUUUAUACUUUAGGGUUAGUACGACCAGGUUACAUCUACUUCGCAUAUAUAGAGCAACCUUAACCUUAAUCCUAAAGCAUAUGCAAUGAAUACACGGUAUACCAAAGAAAAAAAUAAAAUAAAUAGAGAAAACAAAAAAAAGGUCCAAUGAACAACAACUCGUCGAGAGCAGGCCAGUGGAUACAACACUCUGGACAACACCAAAUUCAAGAGCUUAGUCCAUGCUUCGAUGACAUUAACAUGAUGUCAACAUCCGUAUCUUCCCUCGGAGAACACGGUGGUAUUGUUGCGGCGCAUGAAACGGCCGGAAGAAGAUCUAGGGCUUCGAGGAGAGCCGUACCAACGACUCUCCUGAACGCAAACCCUAGCAACUUCCGAGCUCUUGUGCAGAAAUUCACCGGACGCUCUUCUGGUGGUGAAGCCAACCGUAGAAGGGGUCCGGUGACUCUGGAUUUCGGUUCUCCAACUACAAUCUCUAAAGAAGCUAUCUUCCCGGUGUCCGGAGAUCGAAAGAGAUAUGAUCAUGAUCACGUGCUUAACCAGCACGUGAGUAACGAGCCGCGUCACGUGACUUGGUUAGGUACGGAACCAACGACGACGUAUCAGCUGGGUGAAGAAAGUAACUCCGUGUUUGAUCAACAAGAUCAUGAUCUUUUGAGGGAAUAUUCAGGGAACAGUAGUUAUGAUGAUGGCUUGGAUCAUGUGGAUUAUUAUUAUCACGAUUUUCACCAAGGGACGGAGACGUUGGAGGAGUUUAUGAUGAGCGAUCUUGAUUUAUAAUAUAGCUUCUUUUUAGUAAUUAGAUGAAGAUGAAAAUAAUGAUUACCAUGAUGUUACUACUCAAGGGGAUUUUCUUUUUUUUUUUUUUGGGGCCGAUUAUCAUGAUGUUACUACUCAAGGGGAUUUUCUUUUUUUUUUUUUUU
Molecule: messenger RNA, 1174 nt
Organism: Brassica napus (rape)
Lineage: Eukaryota; Viridiplantae; Streptophyta; Magnoliopsida; Brassicales; Brassicaceae
Exons: 1
Coding region: 399-1031 (210 amino acids)
Source: RefSeq, a predicted model, not a curated record